Molecule: messenger RNA, 1497 nt
Organism: Pseudonaja textilis
Lineage: Eukaryota; Metazoa; Chordata; Lepidosauria; Squamata; Elapidae
Source: RefSeq, a predicted model, not a curated record
GUCGAGGAACGAAAGCGUGCACCGAGGUGCCUCUGGUGAAGGAGCAGCUCCUAAGAAGAUUGCACUUCCACGUGGACCCCUGCCAUGGCUCUGACUCACAGCUGCUCGCCCCCGCUGUGUUUUGCAACAGCUCAAGCUCUCCCGAGGACUUAAAGAAGACCCGUCCAUCAUCACCUGACCGGGAUGACCUCCAACCCAGCCUAUGACUAUCCUGAGCCCUAUGCCAAUCCCCGGCAAGGGGCUGUGUCCCUGCCCCAUAACAUCAGCCUCGUGGGGCGACUGAGGCUCACCCAGCCCGUUUGGCUCCAGCUGGGCAUCAAUUCAGCCACGGCCCUCCACAUCUUGCAACGGGAACCGGCAGGGACAUUUCUGGUGCGAAGAUCCAACACUCGCCAGUGCCAGGUUCUCUGCCUCCGUCUUUUGAAUGGUUCAUCGCCUGCUUUUGUGACGAAUUACCGUUUACACCAAGAACGGGCAGAUUUGCAGAUGAAAAAUAAACGCAGCUCUUUAGAGAAGAAGAAAAGGGACAUCCUGCCUCUUGCGUUACGUCUCCCACAGCCGAUCUGGGAGGCUUCCACCUGCCAGGAGCUGGAAGCCAUUGCACACCUGGGGCUAGAAUUCUGGAAUUCCUCUCUCAAUGCCAAGGAGCCCACCCGACUGGCUUCACUGGGAUCUACUUCCGGCACGGGUGCAGUCUCCCCCUCCCUCCCUCUACGGGAUCCCCAGGGUUUGCACGGGCCCCAGGUGGGUGGGGAACAGCCCAGCCAAGCCCCCGGCCUUCCCUCCACCUCUCUUGAUAGCCCAUCCCCGGAAGACGUGAGCGUCCGACGCCAGUAUUUCAAGAGUAACAUCAAGGUGCAAGUUUCCACCGAGGCUGCCAGCCCCCUCUCCCCACCGGCAGCCCCACCGCCCCCCAUUCCUGUUGGCAAGAAGAAGCAAAAGAAGACCCCUCCCCACCCGCCCCAGCCCCCUGCCCCCCAUGGGAGAAGCCAAUGUCCCAACGGAGAAUACUGCACAACCGGGAGGAAGGACUCCUAAAAGCACGGAAAUGUUUGCUCCUUCAGCUUCGUUGGGUCAGCCGCUGCGCACGAUGGGCAGGAAACAGGUGUGUGUGUGGGGGGGGUGCCUGAUGGAGAACGUUGUCCCUAGCACCCCCCUCCCCAAUUGCUCCCCAAGAUGAGGAGGAAACCAAGCCCGGAGUCCAGAAUUACAUUUCCAGCUCGCCUGUGUCUUUUGGGGGUUUGCAGGGACAUAAGAAACGGAAGACGAAUAGAGUAGAAUAGAAUAAUAGAGUUGGAACAGACCUUGGAGGUCUUCUAGUCCAACCCCCAAUUGUUGUGUCCAAGAGAGAAUUACUGGUAGUACCCAACUUAACGACCACAAUCGGGAUUCCAUUGCGGUUGUUAAGCGAGCCCGACGUUAUGACCUAUUUUGCCAGGAUCGUGAAGUGAAUCACUAAAAGCUGCAUACGAAGUGAUCGAUCAAUACUAUUUUUUU